AUGGACAACAAAGUGGGAGUGCGUGAUUCUUCGAAAUACCGUAACAAAUCCUCCAAGAUAAUCUAUGACUCGGUGAAAGUGAAUAAUUGUGGACUUAUGAAGCUAACUCCGUGGAUGUUGGAUGUAGUCGACACGCCACAAUUUCAAAGACUGCGCGAUGUCAGGCAACUCGGAUCCGUACAAUUUGUCUUUCCUGGCGCUGUCCACACACGAUUUGAGCAUUGUUUAGGUGUAGGAGUAUUGGCAAAUACAUUGAUUUCAAGAUUUCAACGUGACCAAAAAGAUCUCGGAAUUACCGAAAAGGAUGUCCAAUGCGUCACUAUUGCUGGAUUAUGUCAUGACUUGGGUCAUGGUCCAUUCAGUCACGUGUUUGAUGACUUAGUCGUCCCGCAACUAGGACUGUCUAAAAAAUGGAGCCAUGAGGAGGCAUCCCAGAUGAUGGUAGAACACUUGGCUACAGAUAACAAGCUCGAGUUUUUGGACGAUAGUGAUAUUAAGUUCAUCCAAAGCCUGAUCAGUGGAGACAAAUGCGGCUCAUUCUUAUACGAUAUAGUAGCCAAUGAGCGUAAUUCAGUUGACGUUGACAAGUUUGACUAUCUCCAACGCGAUUCAUAUUACACCGGGAUGAAACAAGUUCACGAUAUCGAUCGCCUGAUGCUGUUUUCGAAAGUUGAGGAUAACCAGAUAGCCUAUCCGUACAAAGAACGGCAAAACUUGUAUGAUAUGUUUCAUGCAAGGUACAGUCUUUUUAAGAGAGUUUACACGCAUCCAGUUGUAAAGGCGAUCGAUUUUAUGAUAGCGGAUGCAUUAAUAAAGGCCAAAGACUUCUAUCAACUUGCUCAGGCUGUUGAAGACCCCGAGCUGUACGUUAUGUUGGAUGACACGAUCCUUCGACGAAUCGAGCACUCUUCAGAUAAGGAACUAGGAACAUCAAGAGAAAUAUUGAGAAGAUUGCGAAAGAGACAAUUGUACAAAUUUGUUGGAGAAUAUCUUAUUCCUGCUGAUUGUCGUGCUGCGCAUGCUAAGACCCCCGAUCAGAAAUACGUCGAAAAAAUUAUCGAAUGUGGUAACAAGGGCUUCUCCGCAGACGAUGUUAUUGUGAAAACUGAAGUUAUACAUUUUGGAAUGCGCGAUAAAAACCCGUUAGACCAUAUCAAGUUUUACGAUGACGGGGUACCAAGAUACGAGGAUACUCGAAUGGUGCCCGAAUGUUAUCAAGAGAAGUACCUUCGCGUGUUUGUCCGAAAUACCGAAAAGGCGCAACUUGUAAAAGAAGCUUUUGAUAAGUAUUGUACGGAAGAUGCCGACUUCUUCAGGUCGUCCGGGAACAGUGCUCCUACUCGCAUAAAUGGAUAUUCCCCCAAUUCCGCCUCUUGA
Paraglomus occultum is the source of this 1377-nucleotide messenger RNA. NCBI's taxonomy places the organism in Eukaryota, Fungi, Glomeromycota, Glomeromycetes, Paraglomerales, Paraglomeraceae. The record is from the annotation of a GenBank genome assembly.